GGUUUGACACCUCUAUUGUAAAUGAUGCACACAAAAAGUACAUAAUAAGUUGAAAGUGAUAAUGUAGACGUUAAUAGAUCGACCACAAAUGUAUGCACGUUAUCAGCGCGUAUCAUCGAACUCUUGUGUUUGGAGUUUUCUUCGAAAUUGAAUAUCGGGCAGUUUCUGUCUUAAUACUUGAAUGUAGUGCGAAGAGUGUGUUUUAUUUAGUAUAUUACUAAUUGUGUAUAUAAUUAAAAGCGCGCUGGGGCCAGCGAAAAGUGACAAAAGUGGUAGAAAGGUGGGAGAAGCCGAAGGCCCCCAUUACUCAUUCUCUAUUUUUGCUGCGAAACGACAAGCAAAACGAAAUCCGAAUCAGCAACAAAAAACGCAACAAAUGAUUGUUACAAAUAAGCAGAGUUGAAGCUUAAGCAAUCCAGUGCAGACCCAGAGAGCCAACCUUGAAGAGCAGAGAGCCGAAGAUGGAGCAUCCACUGGUAGUGCAGGCCGAGUACUCCUUCAUGGGCAGCAACAACGACGAGCUGUGCUUCAAGAAGGGCGAUGUCAUCACAGUCACCCAGCGCGAGGACGGCGGCUGGUGGGAGGGCACACUGAACGACAAGACUGGCUGGUUUCCCAGCAACUACGUGAACGAGUGCAAGGCCCAGCUGCCACUGGCCGAGACCAUACGUCCUCCGGAGGAGAUACAGGAGUAUCGCUCGGUGGUGCUCAAGGACCUGCUCGACUCGGAGCGUGCCCAUGUGGCGGAACUGCAGGGUCUGCUCGAGAACUUCCUGGAGCCCAUGCAACAGACGCAGAUUCUCAACCAAGACGAGUACGCCCAGCUGAUGUGCAACUUUGUGGAGAUUGUGAGGACACAUGAGGAGCUGCUCAUACAGAUCGAGGAGUGCAACGACCGCGUGGGCAAGCUGUUCCUCACCAGCGCCCCCCUCAUGAAGAAGGUCCACCAGGCCUACUGUGCAGCCCAUCCCAAAGCCAUAGUCAUAUUGGACAAGUACAAGGACGACCUGGAGAAGUACAUGGAACGUCAGGGGGCGGCCACUCCAGGCCUACUGGUGCUCACCACGGGCCUCUCGAAGCCCUUCCGGCGGCUGGACAAGUACUCGGCCAUGCUGCAGGAGCUGGAGCGGCACAUGGAGAGCAGCCACCCCGACCGGGGCGACACGCAGCGUAGUGUGGCCGUGUACAAGGACAUUGCGGCCACCUGCUCGGCCACGCGUCGCCAGAAGGAGCUGGAGCUGCAGGUUCUGACAGGGCCAGUGCGCGGCUGGCAGGGCCAGGAGCUGAGUACCCUGGGCGACAUCAUACACAUGGGCAGCGUGGCUGUGGGCGCCGACCAUCGGGACCGCUACUUUGUGCUCUUCCCCCAGACGCUGCUCAUCCUGAGUGUCAGUCAGCGCAUGAGCGCCUUUAUCUACGAGGGCAAACUGCCGCUCACUGGCAUCAUCGUGCACCGCCUGGAGGACACGGACGCCAUCAAGAACGCCUUCGAGAUCAGCAGCCCCCUGAUCGAUCGCAUUGUGGCGGUCUGCCAGGGACCCAGCGAGGCCAACAAGUGGGUGGAGCUGCUGAACGCCAACAACCCCAGCCUGCCGAUGGGCAUCAAGCGGCAGCUGAGCAACCUGAGCAACUCCUCGAUGGGACAGCUGAAUGCGGCGCACAUGUCGCCGCCAUCGAGCCACAGCCUGCUGCUGCCUCCACAGCCAAGCGGCCGGCAGCAGGCGCAGCCAGUUCCGCUAGGCAUCGGGAGCGCGAACAGCAGCGCGGGCAACAGUCUGCAGGGAUCCCCAGCCGCCAACUCGAUGUCACAACACAAACGGAGCCAGUCCUUCAACCACCAUCUGAGCUACAACCAGUACACGCACACUCAGCCUCCACCACAUCUUCUGCAUCCGCCACAACCACCAAGUCUACCAAGUCAUCUGGGGGCGGCCGGCCACAGAUCAAGUUCAGCCCAGACACCAAGCAGCAAGACAGCCCCAGCACCAGCGCCACCCAUGGACGGCAGCCCGGCGGCACUGCAGGCAGCAGCAGCAGCGGGAGCAACGGGGGGGCCAAGCGCAAGGAAAGGAAGCACAAAGGCUAACUGGACCAUCAGCUGUUUGCGUCCUACGCCGCCGCUGCGCCCCAGUUUGUUGAAUGCCGCUAGCGGAGGAGGCGGUGGCAGUGGCGGCGGUGGCGGUGGCGGCAGCAGCAGUUCCUCCAACGCCCUUGCCAGCUACUGCAGCGGUCGAAAGAACCAGCCCACCUACGAGGAGGAUGCCCUGGUGCUGCGCGUCUUUGAGGCCUACUGUGCCGCCUACCAGAACAGCGCCAGGAACACCAUACACUCGGUCUUGCAACCCUGGACUCCGUGCCUGCCCAUUCGCGGCGGCAAGCUGAAAACGAGCAAGACCUUCUCGACCUCCAAUCCUCAGCUGCCUUUCAUAGCCAAUGCCACCUACCUCAACCAGGCACAGCAGCAGCAGCACCACCACCACCAGCAGCAGCAACACCAUCAACAGCAACAGCAACAGAACCGACAGCACUCGGCGGGAAGCCUGAACUCCUCGUUCAUUUGGAGAGAGGCCAGCCCAAACAACUUCAACCUGUACUCCAGUUCGGUGUCCUCCUCGUUGAAUGCGGCCCCUGGGCAGCGCUACUCUAUCACAGGGGCGGGCGGAGGUUCGCCCUCGAUCAAGGACUACCAGCGAGCGCUGUCCGAGGAGCGGGCCACCAGGAAGUCCCUGAACCGCCUCAAGAGCGGCUUCGGUUCUGGCUACGACAACGUAUGCACUUCGCCCUUGUUGCCUAGGAAAAACAAGCCCGCCCCUAAGCUAGUAGCCCAGCAAACGUAUCAGAGAUCGGGCGCCACCACCAUUGUGAAGCCGAAUCCCGAUGGAACCGCUGCCCAUCCCGGACUCUACGACCGCCGGCUGAACAGAUCCUUCGAGACCUCCACAUCCCACCGCUAUGCCGGCUAUGGAGCUGGCUACCUGUUGAAUUGCGGCGGUGCCCUUCGCACCAGCACCCUCCAGCGGAGCACGCCCCAGCUGGCCGGAGCCGAGCGGUCGGACGACAGCGAUGUGGAGCGCGGGGACCACGGAUGUGCCUCCCUGCUGCGCAAUGGAGCGGGUCCGGCGUCCCUGGAGCUGAACUCUGACGGUACCAAGCGGCAGUCGGGCAGCUGGUGUUGCGGUAAUUUUGUGAUGAAGCAGUGGCGCAAGAUCAACCAUCUCUGAGUCUGUCUGGGUGUGGUCGGGGCAUGCAUCAGCCUCAUCAAUCAUCUGCAUCAGCAUUCGCAUCCCGCAUUGCCGCCGCCUGCUCCAGCUGCUGCUCCAGCUUUGCUUUGAAUGCGCUCUGUGUGCGAUUAUUGAAGAAUACUUAAUUAUUUUUAGUUGAUUUCUGGCUGCUCAACGCUUUCAAUGCCAAAAGCCUUAACCUUAGAUCGUAAUUUAUUGAGCAUCCGGACAACUAGUUUGUACAAAAUCAGACAAAUAAUUCGUGAGAGACAAGAGGAGGCUCCUCAUCACUUGACCAAAUGUUUGUACAAAUUAUUUGCCAGUCCUAGCCUAGCCAUAAGCGCCGCCUUGUUGUGUCUAUAUUUUUACUUACGAGUAGAGUUGUUUGUCUGUGUGUUUGCCAUAGCUGAUAUUGACCUGUACUAUGUAUCCUAUGUAUGUAGUAUGUAGUUGGGUGCAACGCGUAACCGUUUGCCUCCGUGACAAGACUAAGCGAGAGAGAGACUAGCUCUUUGAUGCUAUCCAUUUGUGUUGAUGCUGUAAGCGAAGAAGGUACUUGCCCGCAUAGCAGGCACUUGAAGUGCAACAGCAACUGCAGCAGGUUCCUGGAUUCUGGCUUCUGGCUUCUGGCCUCUGGCUCCCCCAACUAUAAACGAUACGGUUUAGUUCCGCCGCAAAGGGGAGGCUGCACAGAAAGGCUUUAAAUAUCCGUCCUCGGCUUUACACCCUAUAUUUUGUACGGCCAUGCGAAAAGGGCACACGCUCUGCUAUAGAUCCAUAAGUACUAUAUUUGAGUAGAAUAUCCUUUGCCAUAGCGUGACUACUUUAUACAACUAUAAUCCAUAAACGACUCGUAUACUCGUAAUCGUAUUUGUGUUUGUGCCCAGCUAUACACAUGUAUUACUAUUAGUACUCGUUGCCUGCCUAGCAUACUCGUAGAGUAUGGAAACGCAGCAAGAGAUCGAAAUCGAAUCACAGAACGUGCAAUGUGUAAUCAAAGGCGCAGAGAUGUGAGCCCUGUGCCGAGUCAAGUCUCUUAGCCAUAGCUAAGACCAGCAACUAAAUCAAAGUAACCUACUGUUGUGCAUUAUUAAACGAGGGAAACCCCAGCGUAUUUGUAAGUGUUUUGUGAAAACGUUGUCUAACCAAAUGAACUACCUUAUUGUAUAAUCUACUAUUAAUCAGUUUAUACGUUUGUAUUGUAUUUGAAUUGAAUUGCUGUUAGUCGAGAGGCGAGAGAUGGUUCAAACAAACGAAGCGAACUAUGAAUAAAUUCCUUUACAAGACGCAUCUCCCUUUGUUUGUCUGUGUGGCUGUGUGCUAUUCAUUAAUAUUUACACUUAGUAUAUAGAAAAACAGAAUAUGCUAUAAUGUGAUGUAUUAUAGUUAGAAUGGAUCUAGAUCCGAUUGUUGCAACGCAGGGGUCAAGCUUUGAGCUGUGGAUCCAGAAUAUCGGACUACAUACCACUAUUUACGAUUAUUCAUAAGCACUUUCUUAAUUUUUGUGAUGUGAUAGCCUACAGUUAUGAUUUAUGCAUAUACAUUACAGACAUCUGUUGUACACACUUGAACGUAUCACUCUUCUCCCCUCCUUCCAUGUCACAUUACUCGAUCCUCAACCAAUCACACAACACUAACAUAUUUUGUUC
Molecule: messenger RNA, 4870 nt
Organism: Drosophila obscura
Lineage: Eukaryota; Metazoa; Arthropoda; Insecta; Diptera; Drosophilidae
Gene: RtGEF
Product: rho guanine nucleotide exchange factor 7
Exons: 8
Coding region: 462-3221 (919 amino acids)
Molecular function (GO): guanyl-nucleotide exchange factor activity; protein binding
Source: RefSeq, a predicted model, not a curated record